Messenger RNA from Symsagittifera roscoffensis, 1004 nucleotides. RefSeq lists its product as uncharacterized. Bases 95 to 793 code for a protein of 232 amino acids. NCBI's taxonomy places the organism in Eukaryota, Metazoa, Xenacoelomorpha, Acoela, Convolutidae. The record is from RefSeq and is a predicted model, not a curated record. The transcript is spliced from 3 exons.
AAAAUAGUAGCCUUCGAUUGAUUGAUGUUGUUUUGAACUUAUUCAGCCUUGAAUAAAAGUGACUAAACUGGAAUUUAUUCAAAAAUUGCAAACGAUGGUUCUACAACUCCAUUGUGGUUUGAAUUUUUGGCUCUUUUCCUGGCUUUUAGUAAUAGCUUUCGUCUCUGCCCGUGAGUUCCGUGACGACAGGCAAUGUCCCCACCUGGCGAGUGAGAAGGUGCAGCUACAUAUGCUGGAGGGGGAGUGGUACGGGGUGAGACAGUCAGUUGACUCUUGGACUAUUCCCGGAUCCAGCAACUGCAGUUAUCACCAGUUCAACUUCAAAAGAGAUCACCACGGUGUUGGUAUAACCUGGAACGAGACGGUUUGCCCUUACAGACCGUUAGCGCGCAUUAGUUCCAAUUGUCACAGCCUCCUGACAUCUCUUCACGAACACAACGCUAACUCCAACCGAGGUGACCUCAUUCUGGACUUGUUCAACCUCGGACUAUCCACGCCAGGAAUGCCAAAUAUGUUCAUUCUCCACGUGGACAAGUAUUUCGCCCUGGUAUAUUACUGCGUGAACGGAAUCAAUAAUGUUAAAGCUGAACAUUCGUGGGUUUUGUCACGACUUCAGUUCCCAAAUACUCGUAAAUUAGAAGCAGUUGAAUACCGAUUGCACUACUUUGGACUUAAACUGACGAUGGUAAGCGUGAACCAAGAUAACUGCCCGAAUAUUUUACCCGCCUCUUACUACCUGCAGCGAAGAGGACUGAAUGAACUUGGUGUUGGCGCAAAUGAAUGGUGGAAAUGAAUUAAAUAACGACAUGGAGAGAUCUGUAUCGUCUAAGGAAAAAGCACGAAGUCUGGGACAGUUAAACUGAUUGUUGAACUAUUUAUGAAAAAAUCGAGAAAAAAUGGGUUUACUUUAUGUUAUUUUAGGCAUGUUAAACUAUAAUUAAAAAGGAAUAGUUUAAAUUACAUGUCUAAAUGUGAAAAUGACCUGAGUAAUCAGACUUUUGAAU